AGAACCAUAAUCUCAACAGGAAAUGUAACAAUGGUACCGCCGCAUAUUCCAUCCCCGCCCCGGCCCCAAUCCAAUGUCUGCAACUCCACCACUUGAUUUUAGGGUUUUUAUUUUCUUCCCUCGUAAUCCUCAAAGUUUUUCUAAUGGUUAUCUGUAAUUCAACAUCAAGAGAACAUUUGACCAAGUAUUGGAUUUGUAUAAUCCGACACUGGGAAGUCCAAGCUUAAACAGUGUGUUUUUAACUCCUAGAAGGCUCUCCAAAGUUCUAAAACGUCACAGCGAUUCGAAUUCCCGAGAUUUCUCUGCUCCAUUUCGUCCUUUUUCCACUUGAAAUGCUCAUUGGACUCAGAAAUCAGAACCCCUUCUUAUGGAAACUGUCACUGUAGGACUUAUAUCGAGUCCCUUCGUCUUCUACGGCUCCCCACAAUCAACUAGGCGUUGUUCUACCAACUUCUUGUCUUUUGGGUUUAUUCAAUCCAAAAAGCUUCGAAGAUUUCCCCAUAAUUUGUCUUGUACUACUCGUUCAACGUCUAGAAACCAGAAAACUGAAGACGGUUAUCGCAGUUUUCGUUCGAAUCUCUUCUGGGUUUUGGUUCCGAUUUUGCAAAGUAUCAAAGGGGUUGUGUUAUCCAAAACCCACAAAGCUCAGAGUGUUUCAGAGGGAUUUGUGGAUGGGGGAUUGAAUGAAAAUUACUUGCAAAGCGGGAGUUUCGGGAUUGCUUUGUUAAGUAUAACUGCGACCGCGAAGCAUCGGAUUAGUCCGUUCGUUGCUACAUUGGCGACGAAUCCGACGUUUGUUUCGGGAUUGUUCGCGUGGUUUUUUGCACAAUCGACGAAGGUUUUGUUGAACUUUUUCGUUGAAAGGAAAUGGGAUUUGAAAAUAAUGUUUGCUUGUGGUGGGAUGCCUUCGUCUCACUCUGCAUUGUGCACAGCUUUGACGACUUCGGUGGCUCUUUGUCAUGGCGUAGCGGACUCUCUUUUUCCUGUUUGCUUGGGCUUUAGUCUUAUUGUUAUGUACGAUGCAAUUGGAGUUCGUCGACAUGCCGGCAUGCAAGCUGAGGUUCUUAAUCUUAUCGUUGAGGACUUGUUUGAAGGACAUCCCAUAAGCAAAAGAAAGCUGAAAGAGCUGCUUGGCCACACGCCAUCGCAGGUUCUUGCUGGUGCUCUGCUAGGAAUUGCGGUUGCUUGGUUCUUUUGUCAGGGUUCCUUCAUCCCAUGUUGAACUGAACUUCUAUGGAAUUCAACCCUUUUCACUAUGGAAAUAGCCCAUUUCUUUUGCUUCAUUGUUUACAAAUGGCAUCAAGAAGUAAAUCACCUGCUAAAUAGAAAAAAAUAUCUCCAUGUUUAUAAAAUAUGUUUUGUUUCAAUA
Molecule: messenger RNA, 1369 nt
Organism: Benincasa hispida (wax gourd)
Lineage: Eukaryota; Viridiplantae; Streptophyta; Magnoliopsida; Cucurbitales; Cucurbitaceae
Product: Acid phosphatase/vanadium-dependent haloperoxidase-related protein
Source: RefSeq, a predicted model, not a curated record